Molecule: messenger RNA, 1293 nt
Organism: Symbiodinium sp. CCMP2456
Lineage: Eukaryota; Dinophyceae; Suessiales; Symbiodiniaceae
Source: the annotation of a GenBank genome assembly
AUGGCUGACUUGGGAGUGCCGUGUUCAGCGGCCACGCUGGCGAGCAUUGCAGUCAUUGUGGAGAAUCCGAGUGACUGGAACAACCUGGAACGAAUUCUCAGAGCCUGCGCUGUUUUCAACAUCAUCGACAUUCGUUUGGUCCAAGAUACGACCAAGCCCCAGGAUCCCCGAUGCCGAAAGUGCUUGAAUCUCAACGAUCGGCCUGAAAUUGGUGGAGCCUGCCGCCUGCUUCCGAGCACGUCGAACUGCCUCGAUGAGUUGGCUGUGCACGGCCACAUGUCCGUGGCAACAGCACUAGAUGAGUCCAGUGUGAACCUUUAUGACUUCGACUUCGGGAAAAGCAACAAGAUUGCCUUGUGGUUCGGGCAGGAGAAGCACGGUCUCACAGACGAAGCACUCUGUGCAGCCGCGACGAAGAUAUUCAUUCCAAUGUCUGGAAUGGUGCAAAGCCUCAAUGUGGCAGCAUCUUCCUCUAUCAUCCUCGCAGAAGUCGCAAGGCAGAGGUUCUUUGACUUCCUGCCAAGCUUGCCGAAGUCAAGUAAAAUGUCAGCUCAUCCUGAGGAGCCAGUGAGCGGUGAGAAUCUGGCAUCCGCUGCUUCCAGCGCUCGCAUGGACAAGUUUCUUUCCGUCGCCCGCCAGCGACAGCGAGGUUUGAUCGUGGUUCUGGAAGAUCCGGACAGGCUGGAUGCUGCAGCGAUUCUUCGAGGGUGUGAUGCUUUUGGAGUUUCGGAGGUUCACUUUAUUUUCGAGGCGACGAAGGCUUUCGAUCCUCUUGCAAACCGGCAGGUGAUGAAGUCCGAAGGAUCCAAUCUCUGGGUCUGCAGUCGGAUUUUCGAGUCUGUGAUGGACUGCCGCCAACAUCUUGACCAACGAGGCUUCACGAGAGUCGGCAUUGCGCCGACGCAGGAUGAUUCGGGAGCGCCUUUCUUUAAUGCGCCAUCUUUUUGCGAAGAGAAGCUGGCGCUUUGGCUGAGCUGUAACAGCUCCUAUGUUAAUGCUGAACUUGUAAGCAGUUCUGUACAUGUCCCGUCCACUGCCAAAGUCGCAGGGCUGGCCAUUUCAAACUUGAUGGCAGUAAUGCUAGCUGAAGUCACUCGUUGUCGCAAGACCGCAUACCCGCAAGGGUACUGGUCGCUUAGUAACCAAGAGCAACGAGCUUAUGUCCACUGGUGCCUUGCAGUUCACACCAAGCGCCAUGCCACACUGGAGCAGGCCUCGCAAGAAGCCUCAGCCAGUCCAGAGUACGAGCGCUUAGGUCGUUUGAGGGCCGAGCUCAAGCGGCAAGGAUGGUAG